GUAAUCGUUGUUGUUGCUAAAUGAUUAAAAUUCUCUUCAUUUCAUAAGAUCCUCUCAGAAAUAAAGAUUGGUAAGAAGCUUGGUUUAAGAAAUUUUUGUCCAAACAAUAUCAAGGGAACUGAAGUCUUUGGCUGAGAUUUUAACCUUAAAAUAGGUCAAUUAAAGUCACUGGAAGGACACUGAACAGUUUAGAUUGUUGAUAUCUAGAUAGCUAGCUACUUCAACAUGACAACAGGUGAAGAGGACCAUGACCCACUGGAACGGGCCCUGAUUGAAAGCCUCGAAAAAGACGAAGAAGUCCCUCUCGAUUUGUACACAGCAUGUCUAAUAGGUGAUUUUAUUACAGUGCGCCAGCUAAUACAAUCUGGAGCCGAACUGGACAGGAAGAAUAAAAAUGGUGGCUGGACUCCUCUGAUGUAUGCUGCGUAUGUUGGGAGGGAUACCAUAGUUAAUUUGCUACUUGAAGCAGGUGCAGAUGUGAAAAUAGGUACACCAAAAACUGGCACAACUGCCCUCAUGUUAGCAUCGGCUUGUGGUAAUGAAUCCAUAGCAUAUUUUCUUUUACAGCAAGGGGCAUGCGUAAAUAAAAGAGACAGAAAAGGCCAGACUGCCCUUUUUCAUGCUGUUGAAGGUGGGCAUAUUAAUGUUGUCAAGCUUUUGCUUGACUGUGAAGCAGAUAUUGAAUCAAGACAGUCUCAGACGCAUUUGACACCACUUAUGGUUGCAGCCAUCGAGGGUCAUGCAGUCAUAUUUAGCAUGCUCAUUGAGUAUGGAGCAGAUCUAAACGCGAAAUCCCAGUUUGGUGAGACUGCCGUCAGCCUGGCUCACAGCUUUGGUAACAUAACCAUCAUCAACAUUGUUGAAAACAUGUGCCAGAAAACAGACACAGCCAACUUGAGAGGAGAACCAGGGCUAUUUGCAAGUGACAGUGGCAUUAGAGACGGCCCAGAAAAAAUUGCAAGGCUUACUAGAGAGGCGAGAGCCGCAGCAAGCCUUGAGAACAAAAACCAAAACGUCAGAGGCCGUGACAUGGUUGCCCCCAUCGAUGCCAGGGACUACGAGCCUGUAGAAGCGUCCUGGUCUCAUUCAGAAUUUUCGGCUCUAGAAAAAGAAAUGGCUGAUAUGGCGUUAGCUGACAAAAAUUCGGGGACAGAGAAGCCGACAUCAAGUGACAAUGGAAUAAAAGGCGAUAUUUCUCAGACCAUCGUGAUACCCUCGAGAAAGAAACGGGUUAGCCGGAUUUGCUACGAGCCUCCCAAACACCAAGUUUGGUCACCUAGUCAGGAUCAGGGGAAAACAAACACGGAAUCGUUAGCUGAUGUUCUCGAGAACUUAAAGCUCUCAAAAUAUUAUCCAUGUUUUGAGAAGGAGGACAUCGAUAUGGAUACUUUUCUCACUCUAACAGAUGAAGAAUUAAAGCACAUUGGAAUCGAUAAACUGGGGCCAAGAAAGAAAUUACUAACCUUUAUAUCAAAAAAUUCGAGACAAAGGAACAACGAUGAUGCAGGCAAUACGGACGGAGAGCAGGCCACAAAUGCAGACGCUGAAACUGCGAUUCAGCAGGCGCAUGCGUACGUGGAGUAUUUGCAAGCACAAGUCUACACAGAGAAGCAAGGAAGACACGAACUUGAGUCAUAUUUCGUUGCAGAGAGGGGUCGUCUCGAUCAGAUUCAUAAAAGCUCAAAACAAAUAAAGAAUACUUUAAACGAAAUUUUAUCGUUGGUGGAGAGCUUAAGAACGAAUAGCAAGACCACCUCCGAACAUCUAAAUUCACUUUACAAAGAUUUAUCAUCGGAUCAAAAAGCUGCUAGAAAAUUGGUAGAGGAAUUGUUGGAAAUGCAAGGACAAUCGCUUAAUAUUUCGAGUAAAAUAACAUCGCAUAUCUCGUUCAGUUUCCGCACUAACCAGUUUGUUAUUGGCCUUUGUACGAAAGACCAUUCUGUUGAGAGCUGAUCUAUUCCUCGAUUUUAAAUUUAUAUUUGUAGUCAUCACAUAAAUUUUAUCUAAAUUUUAGGUAUACCUGGGUGUUUACGACUGUGAACUCACCUAGACAAGAAACUAUUUAUUCCAGAAAUGUGUUUUGAUACAGUUGAUUCCUGUUAAGUCGGAACUUCAAGGGGGGAGGAUAAACAGAAUAGUCAAACUUAGCCGAUGUCCGACUUAUCUGGAGAACGAAGUUUGAUUUGUAUAAGGUAGAAAUAUCAAAAUCCGAGGUAACUGGGAUACAACUCAACGGGAUUCAAUUGUAUAAAGAUAAUGACGAUAGAUUUCAGGAAGAAGUCUUGAUAGAAUAAUUUUUCGUAAAAAAGUCUUUGAUAAUAUUAUAGUAACCUCUUAUUUGUCAUUUUCCUUUGAAUUAACAUUUCGUAAAAGAAUUUUUUAUACAAUUCUCUUGCUAAACCCUGAAAGCCUUCGAAUGACCAAACUCAGUCACGAGAUUAAAUCUGCGCAGGGUUUGGGGACAAUUGCCCCUCUUGCCCUGCCAUUGUUUAAGCCAAAGGCCAUUGUCCUUCUCUUUUUAUAAGAAAAGGCUUGCCACCAUACCCCCCUCCCCCAGCUGAUUUCAAAAAGUAUCGAAUAUGUGUUGAUUUUUGUUCAAAUUUUUUUACCACGUAUGAUAACUCUUACUUCAGACCUAAGUUAUUCCUUUUGUAAAUUACCACGCUUGGAAACCAGGGAAAUUUCGAAAUCGUCUGCAAUCCACAUUCAGUACUAAAUAAGUCGGUUUUUCUUCUAAUUUCUUUUCACUAUUUCUAUUAUUUUGCCCAGUUCUUGUAUGAAGCAUUUUUGAUUGACUUUACAACUUUUUCAAACCUGUUUCCUUGCUUUCGAGCAAUUAGUAGCAAUUUAUGAAAAUUAGAUCUCCCUUAAAAAUCACCGAUUUGGUGGGCAGAUUUAAUGUACCCUUUUAGCCAGAUCAUUGUUGUACACAUUUAUUAAGAAUGAUUAAUUAAAUUCAGUGAAACAGUAAAAAUUUGCUUUUAGCUUGCAUUCUGACAGUCUUAGUUUUUAUUCUCCAGCACUAAAUGAAUUUUUCUACAUCCCUAAGGCAACAAUAUUUAUUUGGGAUCAAUAAGAAAACGUUUUAAAUGAAGUUAGUUCUUUAUUCCUAGACAGUAUAUUUAAUUUGUCAAAAUAAAUUUCUAUAUAGUGCCUAAUUUAAGGGGAAAGCCUUCUUGAAUAUUUUCUGUUGUUGGAAGUUAAAAAUAGUAACAAAGACUAUUUCAUAUAAACUAAUUCAGCAAAGGUGGAAAAUGCCUUUUGCCUUUUUCAUAAAGCUAUAGCAUUACUUACAUUCUUCUAAGCUUGCUUAACUUUUACCAGUUUCCAAAGGCUCUAUGCUUGUUACUAUGCAGAGAACCUAUAUAAAAAAUGCCAUAAACAAUUUAUAAAAAAACGAUGCUAUCCGCCCAAAUGAAAUUUUCUAUGAAUCGAAGAAAUCACAUACUUAUUUCGAUAUGAGAAAGUUUUUAGUAAAAUUUGCUUGGUUUUAAAACGGAAUAGCCUUUAAUAUUUCAAAAAACACUUUCAAUAGAAA
Rhopilema esculentum is the source of this 3538-nucleotide messenger RNA. The record is from RefSeq and is a predicted model, not a curated record. Lineage: Eukaryota; Metazoa; Cnidaria; Scyphozoa; Rhizostomeae; Rhizostomatidae.